Molecule: messenger RNA, 8210 nt
Organism: Schizosaccharomyces octosporus yFS286
Lineage: Eukaryota; Fungi; Ascomycota; Schizosaccharomycetes; Schizosaccharomycetales; Schizosaccharomycetaceae
Product: beige protein
Exons: 1
Coding region: 282-8030 (2582 amino acids)
Molecular function (GO): protein binding; metal ion binding
Source: RefSeq, a predicted model, not a curated record
CGAAGUUUAUGUGCUCUUUCUCUCUUACAACACUGUAUUCGCUCAACAUUUCUUCCAAAACAAGAAAAUAACUUUGAGAAGAUAUUAACAGAAACAUAAGUUAAUUAAAAGAAAAAGAAAAAUACUUGGCAGCAAUUUGAUGAAUAUCGGGUCAUAUGAUCUCCAUACCCAAGAUAAGUAUUGAGUAGCUUUCUAUAGAGGUUGCUUGUUGAUCCUGUAACAUUUGUUACUAUUCUCUAAAUUACUGAUUCGCUUUAUCCUUUUACAGAACCUUAGCUGUCAUGGCUGAAGAGACUGUUACAUACUCAAGAUGUGUUGAACUUAUUUCCAUUAUCAUAGGGUGCGAUUCGGAAGCUACAUUAUUUGAUAACUUGAAAGAGUUUCAUUAUUUAGUCAAAUCAGAAGUUUCGAGUUCAUUUUUUCCUCAACUAUUUAUACGAGAUCAUGGGUUUACCGCUAUAAGAAAGGCAUUGGUAAAGUUGACGUUCCAUUCGUUCAAAAGUUUAGAAGUAUUUGAAUCCUGCUUGCAAGUUUUGAGUAUUGCUACCUCCUAUACCAUUUUGCGUUCAUGGCUCUUGUCUAGAAAACGCAUAGAUACUUGGCUUAAGACUGCUGUGCAAAAUCUACUUUCGUCUUUCGAGAAAAGUGAUGAAGAACAUUUUCCAACAAGCAGAAAUUGUCUGAAGAAGAUAGAACAGAAAGGCGUUGAUAUUCCUGAUGGAGCGGAAGGUAACGCUUUAAACCCCGUUUCUAGAAAUGAUGACUCGAAUUUUCCUCAUUCCAAUACAAAAGAGGACCCUAGUAUCUAUUUAAGAUGCAGGAUUAUGUUGGCAAUCCUAGCAUUUUCACUGAACGACUGUUUUCCAGCAAUUAAAGACACUUCUUUUUUUACACACACAAGUCUUUCUCAGUCAGAAGUAUACGACUCAGUAGAAUCAUGUUUGAAGAUUCUUUCCGGAAAGUUUCUGGCUUUUGUUGAUGUUCUUCCCCUAGUAUUUUCCUUAUGCCCUUCGGUGUCCUUUUUAACCUUGCUUUUGAUUCAUCUACAGGGAUUAGUUAAGUACUCUCCGGAGAAUGCUAUAAAGCUAUCUUCGUCAAGGGUUAUGGAUGAUUUGUUAGACUAUUUAUUUAAUCCUCCCCAAAAUUACCCGCUAUCAGAUCAUAUGAAAGACUUGCUUUUUGAUAUCACACUAAAUUGUGCUACGUAUGGGUUGUCAAAUAAUAACACUUCCAAAGUUUUGAAUAUUUAUAUCAAUGAGAAGUCUUCGCUGGCACGUCACUGGUUCAAGGAAGCUUUAUCAAAGCCAGUUGCUCCAGCUCUUUACUUCAACCCUCUCGUAAAAGGUUACUCUUCUGUCGACUUUACCUUAAGUACUCUGAUCAGUCCCAAUACAGGGUACUCAGUUUCUUUAUGGCUGCAUUCUGGAUGCUUAAGUGAUGAUAUUGUCAACAAACGAUCUGUCCCGACAACAUUAUUUUUGAUCACCGAUUUUUUGAAAUCUCCUCUGUUACGUGUGAUGGUUGAUCCAUCCACAAAUUCGAUUAGUGUGCAUUUUGGAUCAUAUGCUACAAACAAAGGCUCAUGUAUUAUCAAUUUUUGUACUCCUUUGACGACAUCUUCUUUAAAAAAAUUCAAUAAUGUUAAAGCUUCUACAUGGCGAUUGAUUACUCUUGUUCAUAAAAAUGAAAAAUCGUCUUCUACACUUGAAUUGUACAUUGACGGAACAUUCGUUGAAAGUGCCCCCUCAUCAUAUCCAUUCAUUCCAUCCUUACUUCAACCUCUAUAUAUUUCUCUAGGACCUUCAAUGGGAUCUAAAGACUUGGUUCGAAUGCCUCAUGAAAACGAUGAGCAUUUAAGUGCUUCUUCUGUGAGUGGCACACUUGAAAAGGGCAACCAGGGUACUGAAUCAUUUGAUAACUUACUACCACUGCUGAUCGGGACUACGAGGUUAUUCACUGAAUCGUUGCUUCCUUCUCAAGUAGCAGUCAUUUAUGCUUUAGGCCCAAACUAUACUGGAUCUUUUCAAGGUUCUAUAAAUGACUUUUUAACUUAUAGAGCAUCUUCGGAAUUAAGCAUGGAGGUUCAAGCCUUAAAUUUAAGUGCCGAAGAAGUUUUGAGGAAUACUAAAAGUAUUUCUUCUUCUUGCAUAGCUUUAACUGUUUCUGCCAAAAGCUAUCUUAAUAUAAGUGACCCACGCUUAUUUGAUUUCAGCUCCUUUGGAACUUUGGACACGCUGAAGGACUUACAGGAUCAGUUCUACACGUAUGUUUAUAUAAACCGAGCAGCUCCAUCGUAUGACCAGAUCUUUUCAAUAGACAAACCUAGUUUUGGCGUUUCGUCGGGCUCCGUAACCCAAAUUGUUAUGCCAUCUUUGAGUGAUGCUUUAUACAACGUUGGUGGUUCAAGUAUAUUAUUAUUUCUGGUUUCGAUUGCCGAAACCGUCGAAGAACUCAAUUUUGGUCUAUUGUUCUAUCUUUCAGCAAUUGAAGACAAUUGGCGUUUUUCAGAACAGGUGGAACAAAGCCAUGCCUACGAAGUUUUAGCUAAAGUCCUUCACUCAAAAUCACAUCUUUUAAUUUCUGAGGAAACUCUUCAGUUAAUAUCGUCCAAAGCUGGUGUUCAUCACGAGCGUUCCAAACAUCCAUUUAUUUUGAAUCCCCUUCUUUUUCGCUAUCUUCUACUUGAUUUUGAUCUCUGGUCUAAAUGUCGGAAUAGUCAUUUGGUAAUUCAACAGUUAAGCUAUAUUGUAUCCCUUAUUGAAAACAACGAGUAUUCUAAUAUAAAUAUAAGGCGACUUAUGAAGAUGCAAGUUUUAAAGAAGCUUCUUGCUGCAAUGAGAGGUCGCUUGUUUCGAUUGGAUGUACUUCCCCUUUUAAAAGUUGUGCUGAAAAUUCUAUUGACUACUUCAUUCGUUUCAGAGAACGUUAGGGCAAUUGUGACUUACAUUAUAUAUGCAGCCUUUUCCACGAAAAGAAAUAUUCGAACAAAUCGACUUUCAAACGCUUCUUCGAACCAUAAAAGAUCUGAAGAGGAAGUUGAAUAUUUGGAUAUAAAAGAAUCGGGUCAUGCGGUUUGCGAGGUAUUUGUGAAUCUUUUGAUUGAGAGCAAUCAAGAGCCAUCUUUCCUUCGACGGUUUUCUUCCAUGAUUACUCCGGCUUGGUUAUUAUUCCUGAUAAGGCAAAGUGAUAGUCAUUAUUUUAUACUCGGUCUAAAAUUAUUGAAUCAGUCCGUUUGUAGUUUAGGUUCUAGCUUUAUAUCAAAGUUUUCCCAAAAAUUUCAUGGAUUUUUGGUUUUAAAAAAUAGCUUGCCUCAACAACUUUAUUCGGAAGAGGUCUGGUUGAAUUUGGUUCAAUUAGCCCUAGGCCUUGGAGUUAAAGGGAUAAAAUACAAAUCUGACCGUUCAUUUGAGGAGAAGCUUAACGAUAUGGUUUUGAAUUAUAAAGAUCGAAUUUUCCCCGUUCCUGAAAUGAUAGUGAUAUUACUGGAUUCUAUUUAUACAUUAUUAAAGACUUCUAGUCUUCCUGAGACUGAUUUACAAAUGACAGGAUCUUUGCAUUAUGGCCAACAAACGUUACUUCUUUUAACUGACGCUCAAAUCUCAUAUUCCCUUGAUAUGAGUAUGGGUUUCGAUAUAAAUGAACACAUAGUUCGAAUGGUGUUUCCAUUCUUUUCUCCUAAAGAAGACGUGGCUCCCGAACAAGAAAUCCGAGAACUGAUGGAAAAUCUCCGUCAUCCAUUGCCUCGCGCUUCAUCUUCAAAAGCGUUUAGCCAAGGCAUAAAAAGAUCGGUUAGAAAGAUGUCUACUGGUGGAUCAGCUAGACGGGUAGUAACUCCGUUUACCAAUCGCGCUCGACAGGAAAUUUUUAAUGAACAAUUACACACCGACAGUGUUCAGACUAGCUCGCAACCGAAAUUUAAUACAACUGUGUUUUUGGAAAACACUAUUAUUGAGGGAAAUAAGUCGAAGAAGCUGAUUAAUGAUCUUUUCCUGUCUGUUUUAAGUACCGCUUAUGAUCGAAUUGUUUCGGGUCACGGAUUUAGCUUUUCUAAGUUAAUUAUUUCUUUGCCUUCUAGUACGAGGACGAAGAAGGCUUUAUUCGUCCGAAUUACAUUUCAUUCGAUCCUUCAGCAGCUCAUUAAAUCAGUGAAGGAUGAUAAGUCUUUCUUAAUGAAUCCUCACUUAUUAAUCAAUUUCAGCUAUAUGUUUACCAAAUAUUUAAGGAUAAGGAUUGUUGGAUUUAUGGAUGAAUUCUGUUUAAGCAUUAUAGACGAUAUUGGGUAUCUACUUGAAGAGCUAGGAUUUGCAGAGAGUCAACUGGAUUUUCCCCCUAAAAAUAUGAAGUUUGCAAUUUCCAAUUUGUUUAGUUGCUUUUUAAAACUAAUACUGUUAGAGCUGGAUAAAACUAUAGAAAAAGGCGAUGAAGAUACUAUGGAAAACGUCAUGAAAAAGAUACUGUAUUGGCAGACACCUUUACUUGCUUCUAAGAAUCAUCAGCCAGAACUUUUUUCGUUCUUAUGGUAUAGUAUGUAUACGGUGAUAAAAUCCGGUAAUGAAAAGGCUCGUUUAAGUGCUGUCGAUAUAUGGCGUUUAUUAUAUAUUCAGUCUCCAAAUUUUUUGAAUCAAGUGAGUAGGAACUCUAGAAUGGAAUAUCCCUUCAGUCGAAAUGUGCAAAGCAUCACCGGAUUGCAGUCUGACCAAUUUCUUUCCUGGCUACAGGAAAAUAUAUCCGAAGCUGAUCAGUUUAUGCAAACAUGCUUUUCGUUACAAUUUCGAGACUUCUUAAAACAAGAAUGCAAGGCUGCUGAAGAUGAAUUACUUUCUCUAAAGUUAUUACGCUUGGAGUUUCUGAAGAAAAGUCUGACGGUCGCUUCAAGCGAACAGAAUCUUCUUAACGAAAUGUCUCAGUCUUACGAAGCUUGGAUUUCAAGUCUAUACUCUUUGGAAUGUAGCCGAUUUCGAAAGCUAUUCCAGGACCAUUCGGAUCAAGAAAAUUUUGUAAUGUCUGCCUUAUUUUCUAAUCAGGCUGAAUUAGCUAGCGAAAAUUCAGUACUCUCUGUGAGGCCAGCAUCAUGGGAAUUGGAUUCUACUGAAGGCUCAGAACGAAUGAGGAGUCGUUUAAGACCCUGCAUCACACCCAACAAAGAAAUUAACAAAGAACAGGAAUCUGCACGGAAGCUAUCGUUUGUUACAGGAAAUCGGAGCUUUGAUGGUUCUAUGAGUUCUGAAGUUCCUCUUCAGUCACAAGGGAAAGAAGCUCUUACGCUAAUGGUUCCAUACAGUGAAGAUACUUUACAUGAUUCAGAAGCUACAUCAACGAACGAAUCAACGUUUGAUAAAGAAGAUGAUCCAUCUGAAGAGGAUAAAGAAGAUAAAAAUAGAACUGUGAUGCGCUCUAUUAUACCUGGAGAUACUAUACAAGACGCAUAUAACGUUUCUAGGAUAUUUGGGUUGGAAGCUACUGAAGGUAUUUUGCUAUUAGGAAAGCACUAUCUUUAUUUAAUGGAUAAUUUCUUCUUACGAUCGGAUAAUGAAAUUGUCGACAUAAACGACAGCAGCGUGACUGAUGAAAAAGACCCAUAUCUACAGCUGCUUAAUAUGCAAUCAUUGAAUUCUUCGAAAAACACCCUUCCCCUUCCCAUCAUUUCUAGAGAAAAUGGCUGGCAUUGGAACUUCUCAGACUUGUCUUUGGUGCUUAAACGAUUCUAUCUACUUCGGGAUGUUGGGAUUGAGCUCUUCUUCAAAGAUGGAAGAAGUUUCUUAACCAUACUGUCUACAACUAAGAAUCGAGAUGCACUUUAUCAAAAAUUGGUUGCUAAGGCGCAUGGUGCAGAUGUUCUUUCAACGAGCCAUUUGGCUACAUCAAUGAGUCGUGAUCUUGGGAAAACUACUAAUAGAACGAGUUUUAUUGGAACAAGAUUAGCAAACGUCCUAACUUUUAAUAGUGGUCACCCGGCCACUAAAAGAUGGGAGAGACACGAAAUAUCAAAUUUUAACUAUUUACAAAUUGUAAAUACCCUUGCGGGCCGCACAUAUAACGAUUUAACCCAAUAUCCCGUUUUUCCAUGGGUCAUUGCUGAUUAUACUAGUGAAGAACUCGAUUUUAAAAAUCCCAAAACCUUCAGAGACUUAUCAAAGCCAAUGGGUGCACAAUACCCUCCCAGAGAAGCGCAGUUUAAGGAACGUUACGAUCUACUAUUAAACUUGGGUGACUUACAACAAAAGCCCUUCCACUAUGGUACCCAUUAUUCGUCGGCCAUGAUUGUUUGCUCCUAUUUAAUACGCUUACGACCAUUUGUAAAUUCGUAUCUUGCACUACAGGGUGGUCAAUUUGAUCACGCAGAUAGGUUAUUCUAUUCAAUUGAACAAACCUGGAAGUCUUCAUCGAAGGAAAACAUGGCAGAUGUAAGGGAACUAAUUCCUGAAUUUUUCUAUCUUAGUGAAAUGUUUGUUAACGGUAACGGGUUUGACUUUGGGUCAAGGCAGAAUGAAACCAAACCUAUAAACGAUGUCAUUCUGCCACCAUGGGCCAAAGGUGAUCCGGCUAUUUUUGUCCAAAAAAAUCGUGAAGCUCUUGAAAGUGAUUAUGUUAGCUCGCAUCUUCACGAAUGGAUUGAUCUAAUAUUUGGUUAUAAGCAACGUGGUCAGGAAGCAGUUGAAUCCACAAAUGUUUUCCACAACCUUUCCUAUCAAGGGUCAGUCGAUCUUGAAAAUAUUGAAAACGAGUUUGAGCUAGCAGCAGCAGUCGGAAUUAUUCAUAACUUUGGGCAAACCCCUAAACAGGUUUUUAAAAGGCCACAUCCUCCGCGUGGACCUGAUUUCACAGAUACACCUUUAGGGCCUUACCUGUUUGGUCGGUUUGAGAAAAAUAUGGCCUUGUUAUUCCAAAGUGUUUCGCCUGUUAUGAAAAUAUCAAAAAAAGUUGCUCAUAUAUUGUAUGACCCAAAAAAAGAUACCCUUCGUGCCUUUUCUACUGACACUGUACCUUUAUCUUCAUAUUCCAGUUUGUUAUGGGGAGGAGUAAAUAAUGAUGUUGAGCUUAUUACGGAACAAAUUGAUUCGAAGUCGGUAGUUUUUGAAGAGUUGCAUUCAGAGAAUAUCACACAUUUACUAAAUUGUGAUGAGAGAACUUUUCUCACAGUAUCUCAGGAUUUAACCCUUCGUUUAUGGCAAUUAUCUGACUCGAAGCCUGCACGAGUUUCUCUGAAAAAGGUUUUAUAUGGUCACAGAACAAAGAUAACAUCAAUAAGCGUAUGCAAAGCAUUCAGUAUUAUCGUUAGUGGUGAUGAAUCAGGCUCUCUAAUGAUAUGGGAUUUAAAUCGCGCCGAAUUUGUACGAUCAGUUUGUGUAUAUGAACAACCGAUACAAACUAUUUCCGUGAAUGCAAGAAACGGAGAAAUUGCUUUUACGUCAGGCUAUUUUUGUUGUAUUAUAGAUAUAAAUGGUAAAGUCCUUGUAAAGGAUAUUUUAAGUCGAUUCUAUGACUCCAACUUGAAUGAGGAUAUAUGCUCUUCAAGUUUCUAUACAGGUGCGAAUUCAGAAUGGUUGAACAAGGACUUGUUUCUCACCGGUCAUGAGGAUGGUGUUGUGCGUAUAUGGGAAAAAAGACUUGAGUCUAAAGCGAAACUGGAAUCGAAAGAAUUUUCUAAUAAACCAAAGUGGCGCCUGCAUGUUGUGCGUCAACUUCAACAUAAGAGUGGCUUUGGUCGUAACAAGGUUCCCACUCGCCAAACUAUCACUUGUAUUACAUGCAGCGGUCAAGCUCGUGGCAUAUUUACUGGAGAUAAUCUUGGUCAGGUUUAUGCUUGGAUGCUACCCGAUACUACUUCCAAUGUACACGUUGAACGUGAUGCGACUAGCGAUCUUUGUUCAUUGUGUGACACCCGGUUUUCCCUAAUGGAGUGGAGAAGUCAAUGCCGUGCGUGUGGAAAUUCCAACGUAUGUAGCGAUUGCAUUUCUACUUUGAAAAAUACUAAUAUUAAAACUUGUUAUGAAUGCUACAGACAAUUGCCUUCAUAUUACAAGGGUUGAUAAAGUUUAGAUAUUGUUUACGACUAAUGAUAACAUUCCCUCUUGUAGUGGUUUAACUAAUAUUAGAUGUUUAUGAGUUUUUAAGGAUACGAUAUAGCAUAGAAUUUUUUUUUCUUGUUCUCUUGUUUAUAAUGCAAAUUAAAUAAACCAUUAUUACCCUAACGUCCAAAAAUAACCAAA